AGAUGAGGCCAGUGACCUAGAAAUGGUGGCAAAGCAAUAAGAUAGAGGGAGCUUGGACAACCUCAGGGAAAAGAGCCUCCAUACAAGUGUUGGUCCACCUAUCUGUGUCAAGGAGAAAUAAGCCUCUAUCUUGGCCACUGUUAAUUUGGGUCUCUUACAUGUAUCUGAACCAUAAUGUUAACUGAUCUAUCAAUUUUAAAAAUAAUAGGCUAUAGCAGCAAUGACACAAAAUGAAAUUACCACCAGUAGAAAAUAACGUGGCCCCUGAAGAAAUUAAGGUGCUUAAAGUUGCUGGAUGGACAAUAUGAGAAAGAUAAUGUAGCCAUGCAUUUAUACAGAAGGCUAGGCCAUAAGUAAUAAGGAAAUCACUUAAGUGAACUGUAAUAUUUCCCAUCUGGAAACCACAUCUCCAACUCUUACUGUAUGACAUUAUUAUUUUCAUUGCAUAACCUGUUCUUCUCCCAGGUGAACAGCUGUGAGUUUGCUAAAGGCUGCAAGUGCUGUUGGUUUCACAUCACUUUCUAAAAACUACCCAUUUAUGUGAAAUGGAAAUAAAACAAACAGAAAUUCCCUUGGAUCGGAGAUUAGGAUUUCCCCCAGCACAAUCAAUUUGUGGUUGGUUUAGCUUGAUCUAAGGACAACAUCCAAUCAGAGUUUAGGAGGAAAAUUGAUCUCCUAAAUAAAUAUGGUUCCACAGAGCAUGUUCUCAAAAGAAUUCCUCAGGUUCAAAAUAUAUAGCAGUGACUUGGUAGAACUCCAUUCCCUGACUAUGAAGAAAACCGGUAUUCCUUUCCUCUUGGGCCUCAUCUUCCUGGUUCUGUUUGGAGUUCAAGGAGCCCCAAUAAUGAGGAAUGACCGUUGUUCCUGCAUCAGUACUAGGCAGGGGAAAAUCCACCCUAAAGCCUUAAAAGACAUUAAACAAUUUGCCCCAAGCCCUUCCUGUGGGAAAACUGAAAUCAUUGCUACAAUGAAGAAUGGGAAUGAAGAAUGUCUAAACCCAGAUUCAGGUUAUGUGAAAAAAGUGGUGAAGAUGUGGAAAGAAAAGGUCAGCCAAAAGAAAAAGCAAAAGAAAGGGGGAAAACAAAAAAUGAAGACAUUUUUAAAAGCUAAAAGACCCCAACGUCCUCAUCAAAAGAAGACUACAUAAGAGACCACUUUACCAUCAAGUACUUUAUGUUAAAUUUUUUUAAUUAUACUGAAAUAAUUCCAAGAAUGGAUGACCUCUAAUAAAUCAGCUUGUUAGUUUGAA
This is a messenger RNA of Ictidomys tridecemlineatus (thirteen-lined ground squirrel), 1249 nucleotides long. It is a transcript of the gene Cxcl9, whose product is annotated as C-X-C motif chemokine ligand 9. NCBI's taxonomy places the organism in Eukaryota, Metazoa, Chordata, Mammalia, Rodentia, Sciuridae. The record is from RefSeq and is a predicted model, not a curated record. Gene Ontology annotation, cellular component: extracellular region. Gene Ontology annotation, molecular function: chemokine activity. Gene Ontology annotation, biological process: defense response; immune response; chemotaxis.